AUGUGGGCCAAUGACAGUGCCCGGGGCCCCUGCUUCCGGCCAAUGAACAUCACCCUGGAGGAGCGGCGCCUGAUUGCCUCGCCCUGGUUCCCCGCCUCCUUCUGCCUCGUGGGCCUGGCCUCCAACCUGCUGGCCCUGUGGGUGCUGGCCGGCGCGCGGCAGGGCGGCUCGCCCGUGAGGUCCUCCUUCCUCACCUUCCUCUGCGGCCUGGUCCUCACGGACUUCAUGGGGCUGCUGAUCACCGGGGCCAUCGUGGUGUCCCAGCACGCCAUGCUCUUCGACUGGCCCGCCGUGGACCCCAGCUGCCGCCUCUGCCGCUUCAUGGGUGUCGCCAUGGUCUUCUUCGGCCUGAGCCCGCUGCUGCUGGGGGCCGCCAUGGCCUCGGAGCGCUACCUGGGCAUCACGCGGCCCUUCUCGCGGCCCGCGGCCGCCUCCCGCCGCCGCGCCUGGACCACCGUGGCGCUGGUGUGGGCCGCGGCGCUGGCGCUGGGCCUGCUGCCCAUGCUGGGCCUGGGCCGCUACACCCUGCAGUACCCGGGCUCCUGGUGCUUCCUCACCCUGGGCCCCGCGCCCGGCGACGCGGCCUUCGGCCUGCUCUUCGCGCUGCUGGGCAGCCUCUCGGUGGGGCUGUCCUUCCUGCUCAACACCAUCAGCGUGGCCACCCUGUGCCACGUCUACCACGGGCAGGAGGCCGCCCAGCAGCGCCCGCGGGACUGCGAGGUGGAGAUGAUGGCCCAGCUCACGGGCAUCAUGGUGGUGGCCAGCGUCUGCUGGAUGCCGCUGCUGGUCUUCAUCGCCCAGACGGUGCUGCGGAGCCCGCCGGCCAUGGACCCCGCCGGGCAGCUGUCCCGCGCCACGGAAAAGCAGCUGCUCAUCUACCUGCGCGUGGCCACCUGGAACCAGAUCCUGGACCCCUGGGUGUACAUCCUGUUCCGCCGGGCCGUGAUCCGGAGGCUGCAGCCCGGCCUCAGCGCCCGCUCCCGGUCGCUCUCCCUGCAGCCCCAGCUCUCCCGGAGGCCCACCGUGGCUUAG
This is a messenger RNA of Pipistrellus nathusii (Nathusius's pipistrelle), 1032 nucleotides long. The record is from the annotation of a GenBank genome assembly. Lineage: Eukaryota; Metazoa; Chordata; Mammalia; Chiroptera; Vespertilionidae.